AUGGUAAAGGCAAAUGACAAAAAACUAACAGAUGACCAAAUUACCGAAAUCUCGGAAGCAUUUGAACUAUUUAAGAAUAACGAAGGCAAAAUCGAUAUAGAUCAAAUCAAAUAUGCAUUUAGAGCACUAGGUAUCGAAGAACCCACAAAAAAUAUUGUAAAGAAUAAUCAAAAGUCAAUUACAUAUAACACAUUUUUAGAAUUAGUUUCACCUUUAAUUCCAAAAAGAGAUAGACUAUCAACUCUAGAACAAGCAUUUAAAUUAUUUGAUAAAGAUGAUUCCGGUAAAAUAACAUUUGAAGAUUUAAAAUCUGUUGCAAUUAAUUUGGGUGAAGAAUGUACCGAUAAAGAACUUAGAGAAAUGAUACAAUAUGCCGACCAAAAUGAUGAUGGUGCUGUGGAUAAAGAUGAUUUUUUUUCCCUAAUGACUGUUGGAAAGAAAAUUUUAUAA
This is a messenger RNA of Dictyostelium purpureum, 450 nucleotides long. RefSeq lists its product as uncharacterized. The record is from RefSeq and is a predicted model, not a curated record. The transcript is spliced from 2 exons. Bases 1 to 450 code for a protein of 149 amino acids. Gene Ontology annotation, cellular component: centriole; centrosome. Lineage: Eukaryota; Evosea; Eumycetozoa; Dictyosteliales; Dictyosteliaceae. Gene Ontology annotation, biological process: centriole replication; mitotic cell cycle. Gene Ontology annotation, molecular function: calcium ion binding.